CGCAAGAAAACUACUGCACAUACUCAUAUACGGUUGAGGCAGGGGGCUGCUACAUAUAUAAACACGGUCGAGGCGGGGGUUGCUAAAUAGAUAAAAAUUUGUGGAUAUAUGAAAUAUAAUUUAACGAAAAGUGUUUUAAUGGUUUUCCUAAUAUUCUCCAUGGCGAAAAUAAAUUAGCGUCAUAACUUGAAUCAACUUUAUAUAUUGUUUGUCUAAAGUGGCAAUAGUGAAUUCUAACCUUUAAUUAGUACAUAAAUUUGAUCGACACCGCAAUUUCAAGUUGGGCAAUCGAUAACCUUCAGGAUUUAGGAGAAAAUCUUAUUUCUAAAUUGGCUGGUCUGAGUUAUAAACAUUUAAAAACUCAGUUCAACUUGUUAGUUUCUGCAAAAAUAAAGGAAGCAUGGAAGAAGAUGAAUUUAUUCCUGAAAGUUCCUGGUCUUAUCUAACAACAGUAACUAAAUUUGACGAAGAGAGAUUACUGUAGUUCCAGCUUUAGAGGUCAACUUGAUAAUGAACCUGGAGGAGGUUCUUAAUUGAGCGAGGACACGUUUAAAAUGGAAAGGAUAUCUGAAUUAUAGAUAUUGUUGAGGUUGCUUAUCGUUGAGUAAAAUUUUACUAUAUAUAAAACUAAAAUUACUGUUUUCCAAUCUCAAGAAAUCCUGAGAACGAAAAUAGUCACGGUAAUAAUCAUCAGUGGAGUACAAAAUGCAUGGAUGAUUUCACAGAAGAACAAGUUGGAAGAAAUGUUGUAGACAAAGUCGUUCCUUCCACAAGUCUACUCAUCGAAUCACUUUUGCAGCAACUAUGCACAAUGCUGGAAAAGCGACAAUCUCGAAGGAAGAAACUGUACAUUGCAGUUUGUGAUAAGCUGCAUGAAAUGAAAUUAAUCGACAAUUCCUAUCACAUGGCAGACUUUGAAAUGAUAAGAAAUCACUAUCAACAAGCGUUCUAUCAUCUAGUGGCAGUUGCACGUACAUCAAUUAACACAGAAACGGUUUUACAAGUUCCUAGUUUCUUUAUAACAGACUGGAGUCGGUAUCAUCAGGAAUUCCAUGAAAUAAGCUUAAUUGGUUCUGGUGGAUUCGGGCAUGUUUUCAGAGCACUGAAUCGACUGGAUGGAAUUGAAUAUGCAAUCAAAAAGAUAACAGUGAAAUCAAACAGGUUAAAUGCCAUUAUGAAACAUUUAGUAGAAGUGAAAACGAUUGCAAAACUAAAUCAUACAAACAUUGUGCCCUACAAAGGUGCUUGGAUUGAACCUACUCUAGAGUCAACUUUAGUUCACCGAAUAUCGUCGAUAUCACAAAAUAGAGAAAGUUGCAGCGUUUCUACCAAAUUUAAAAGUACUAAGAAUAAAUCUCAUCGAAGUAUAGGUAUCAAAAAUACAAAAUCAUGGGCUUACCAAGAUCAAUCGAAUUACCAAAGUACUGACGUUAGUCAGGAUUAUUUUAUGCACAAAGUCUCCGAUACAAUUAAGGAAUCACCUUGUUUGGAAGCUCGGGCGUUAGUGGAAGACAUUAAUUCCCACAGUGUCUCGUUCCGCAAUGAAACAGAAGAAAUUAACCGAAAGCCUAUCUGUUCGAAAAGGUGUGAUGAUGAUGAUGAUGAUGAUGAUGAUGAUGAUGAUGAUGAUGAUGAUGAUGAUGAUGAAAUAAAUUUACUAAGUAGUUCUAGUGGAAGCGAUUCGCGUGAAGAAUCUGUUGAUCAUCGCAGGAUAUGCCAAUACAACACACCAGUGAUUCAACAUUAUUCUACACUCUACAUUCAAAUGGCAUUAUGCGGCAAAACAUUGAGGGAAUGGCUUGACGAAAGAGUGGGCGCUACACCACAACCAAUCAUCGCUACGAUAGUAAUACAGAUUUUAAACGGUUUAGACUACAUUCAUUCACUAGAUAUUGUUCAUCACGAUAUCAAGCCGAGCAAUAUUUUUAUAUCGAAGACUGGGCAGCUUCAAGUACAAUUGGGAGAUUUUGGAUUAUCGUGUCCUUUGCAAAGAGAAAACCAUCAUUCUGUACUUGGCACACAUAUUUACGCUUCGCCGGAACAGUUAAACGGCGAAUGCAAUCCUAAGAGCGACAUUUAUAGUUUAGGAAUCGUUCUGAUUGAAAUGCUGAUACCGAUGCAAACAUUCAUGGAGUGCAGUCGAAUAGUAGAAGCGUUAAAAUUGGGGCAUAUGCCUAUGCAACUUACCGCAACCUAUCCAAAAUGGGCGGUUGUAGUGAGUCGACUUCUCCAAAAGGAUCCUGAAAAACGUCCUUCUACUGGUGAACUACUAGGAGAAUUAAGUGUAGACAAAGAUUCUACUAUAGCUAAGCUUCAGCAUGAGAAUAAUGAAAAGAAUAACCUGAUUGAAGAGCUGCAAGCUAAUAUAGCAGCCCUGAAAGAAGAAAUUAUAAGGCUGGAGGCAUUAUCAAAUAAUCGUACUUAAUUUUGUUUAUUUCUUUAAAUUGAUGAUCUAUUUGCUAUUCUCAGAUAGUUCAAUUUAUUUCGAUCUAUGUUAUGAAAGAGUAAGUAAAUUAAAUAUAGGUCGCCCAAA
Belonocnema kinseyi is the source of this 2533-nucleotide messenger RNA. RefSeq names its product interferon-induced, double-stranded RNA-activated protein kinase-like. NCBI's taxonomy places the organism in Eukaryota, Metazoa, Arthropoda, Insecta, Hymenoptera, Cynipidae. The record is from RefSeq and is a predicted model, not a curated record. Bases 710 to 2425 code for a protein of 571 amino acids. The transcript is spliced from 12 exons. Gene Ontology annotation, molecular function: ATP binding; protein kinase activity. Gene Ontology annotation, biological process: protein phosphorylation.